UCCAUAAAGCUAUGAACCAAGAACAAAUUACAGAGGUUGGAUAGGGAAAGAGCAUGUGUUUAUUUUGCCAUAUCUCGGCCAAUUCGUACCAUAUUCAACUGAUUAAGUACAUUCAGAAAUAAUUCAUAAUGCUCUUUUGGGAUCUAGGGUCAAAAUUGAAAAAUUCUAAAAGUAGAUUUUAGUGACGUCAUCACUUCAGUAAUUCUAUUCGUUGGCGUCUUUAAUUAAGAGAGGCUUCCUGGAGAAUCCGUUAUUUGGAUUUAGUUGGAUCAGGAUUCAGACAACAGAAUGUUUCAACAGGUGAACUUGUAGUAUGAAAAUUAGCAUGCAAGUUGACGUCUGGAAAGUAUGAUAUUUUGGCGUUCUUCACUUUUGUUUUCUUUUGACAAAUCUUUUGCAUCAUAAAACAAACAAGAGAUCAAAGUUUUGCUACUGGCGUAAGGUAUGCCUUCAAUUUUAAAAUUAGUCAAUUUCGUAGCUGCGUGUGCCUUUUGAGUUUGUUUGAUAAAUCAAUCAAAUCUUUUCCAAUUGAAGCACAUAGGCUGAGAUUUUUUAAUUAGCAGUGCACUGUUUCGUGUGGUUAAAAGUAAACUUUGACGACGCACGAAUUUCUAUCAAAAGAGUAAGAGACACAAGAGCUUUUAGAAACUCGUUCGAAGCAUUUAUUUGCUAAUGCAAGCAAUGAAUCAGGUCAUAGAAUGCUGUAUUCGAUCAAGAGAGAAAGCAAGCUUCAGGCAACUCUGCAAGUAGCUUUGCUCUUAGAUUUGUGCAAGUUUCGUGAGCUUCAACAAUUCUUAUUUAGAAGAAGAAGAAGAAUUAUAAAGAGAGAAAUAGAAGACAAGAAGCAGUGGAAGAAGAAUAAGAAGCAGAAGAAGACUGCAACAAGAAGAAGUAGAAAACAAGAAGGAGAAGUAAAGGAGAAGAUAACGAGGGGGAAGUUUUAUUGAAAGAAAUGAAAGAUAGAUCGGCAAUCAAUGGCCAACAGUUAUAAGGACUUUUCCUCUACUAGCCUCUACAAUCAAUGACUAAGAAAGUGAAAGUGUAAAUCAAAACGACGUAUGUCCUCCACUUCCGGGACUGAUACAGUUGCUAAUCAUAUGAGUUUGACCUAUCACCGUGCCUCAUUCGAUACGUUGUCGUUGAAAAGCAAGCGUGAGAAGACUACAUUGAUAUCUUAGCGAAAAUACACGAAGAAGCUGUAGAAGUCCUAGAUUAUAAGCCACAUUAGAUUUUAUCCAAAGACGCAAAAAUCUUGAAAUUGCCCCUGUGAGUUGCAAUUUCGAGUCAUCUGGCGCCAUCCCGUUUCAAAUGAAAAAGUAUAAACGGAUGGGAUUUACUGAAGCUUACAUGUAGCAGAUAUGUUUUACGUUUCCUUCAUACUCCUUAUUAUUUUGAUUGUGCUUUCCUUGACUGGCAACCUGCUGGUGAUCCUGUCUGCUGUAGCGAAUAAAAAACUACGGAAAUACACACACAUCUUAAUCCUGAACCUUGCAACGUCGGAUUUUUUAAUCUCUUCUUUUUCGCUGACGCUGCGUCUCGUCCGAUUGUCUGAUACAUACGGUUUGAUAAAUGUACCAAAAAUUUCAACAAGCGCGUUCUGUAAAUACACAACUUGUGUAACGAUCACAUUAUUUGCUUCAUCAAAUUUUAACCUUCUUCUCUUGACCUUCGACAGAUAUUGUGCCAUCAACCAUGCUUUGGCUUACAAGCUAUUUUUCAAACGUUAUCAUAUGUUUUUCUUGAUCGCGACAGCUUUGAUAUUAGCGGUGGUAGUGGGAGCUGUACCGGCGUUCGUCGAAGAAGUUCUGCGGGAAAAGUCUUUCAGCAAUCGUGAUUCGGCUUGUUUGUUUUCUUCGGUUAUCGACCCAGGCUAUAAUGUUUUUAUAACAAUAUUUACUUUCUUUGCACCCCUCAUUGUAAAGAUCGCUUUGUAUAUAUCAAUCGCACGAAAAGUCCACAGUUCCCAUACUGCUUAUGAUGUCUCGAGAAAGAGGAACAAGAGGAUCCGCUCUAGUUUGACGCGCGAUGUUAUCAAGCGCAGAGAGCGGCAUAUGGCUAUGGGAAUUCUUUUUUUACUCGGCGCUCACACUGCCUUACUAGCGCCGAUUGCUAUUUUGGAUUUCGUACGCAUAUUCGGAGGGAUAAAAGCACCAUCAUACGCAAUAGAGAUAUGCCUUCUUCUCACUUACACGAACCCCGUCGUUAACGCACCGACGUAUGCGGCAGCAAGCAAGGAUUAUUAUCAAACAUUCCGAAAUCUGGUCUGUUGUUUUGGGAAUCAAAGCGUCUUUGAAAUCUGCACGAAAAACAGAACAACAAAUGAAAACAAUGUUUCUAUGGAGCAUAGAGGGCGCAAUGCUGAUGGAAAUGAUAUUUGGCAUAUUUCGAUGAAGAAACAAGACUCACAUUCUCUUUGAUAUAGAUUUAUUUAGCUCUUCAAGGGUCUUUUUUCAUUACGUUCAAAUUAUUCAUUAAAUUUAAAUGGACUCAGUAGUAUAUAUAUUUUUCUAUAAGCUUUUUUUAUAGAAAUAAGCGACAUGAUCAACACUGUGUUUAUAGCAUAAAUAUACUUGUUUUAAUAGAACUGAACUCGUGUAAACAAUUCACACGUUUCAUUGAGAAAUUUAGACUGAUUACAAAACUAUUAUUAUUUGAUUGUCUCAAAAAUUUAAUGCUUGAAUUUAAACAAUGUUACCAAAAAACUAUAUUGUGGUGAAAAUAAGGGAAUCUUUAAUUAGUUCAAACAAAAACGAUCCAAGUAAUUUCAAAUAUGCUGAAAAUUAGAAAGUAUUGAAUAAUGUUUAACUUUUAUAUACAGCUGUUAUUUUAGGCGUUGUUUUAUUUUGCAGCAACAAAAGAAAAUAAAAGUUUUGUAAUUUCUGAUAAAAAUGCGAACAGUUUCCUAGAAACUUAGUAAUCCCAAUAAUGAAUUGCUUUAAAGAAACAUAGGACCAAGAAAAUGAGAAACAGAGCACAACGUUCUCUUGUACCAACAGUUGCUUGUUAUGUGAUGGCUUUAAAGAUCUAAGUGAAGAAUCAGCAGUAGGCUUUAUGAGUGAAAAAGCUUGUACCAUAGAAGUUUUAGAUACUCUUCUGCCUUACAUACAUAACCAGCAGAUACUUCAAGUGAUGUCUCCAGAAGCAAUGGUCGACGCAUUAGAUAGCCUUUUGCUGUAUAUUUAGACUGAAGUAGCCAUUGGAGUUUAUGUUAACUGAACUGGUCUUGUGCAGUCCAUAAGCUGGAUACGUAAUCAUAAUAUACAUAGAAGAGUGAAAAAUUGUUUUAAUCGAUGUAAUCCUAUAGGACCUAACAGUGACUAAACCAGGAAAUAUUUGAAGGGGUGUGACUGCUUAUAAAAAUUUACAAUAUCUCCCCUUCUAAGACUGGCAGAACGAGGUUGAACGGUUUCUAAGAAAUAUGAAAUAGAAGAAUUUGAUCCCUAUUCAUAACAGUACUUUUGCAUGUUAACUUCAUGAAAGUUCUGCUGGGUUUAAAAGACUGUUCUCCUGGUUUUCAAAGAGCUUGGUCCUGAAUUUUUGCCAGGGACACAUCGGCAUACCAAUCUACAUGUAUAUCAUCUUAUUAAAGAACAUUGCUCUUAACACCAUCAGUAUUCCAUUAUUUAACCCUUCCACGGAGUUUUAUCAUUUCUUAAAUGGGUCUAUUGAUAAUUUUCCUAAUUUUUUCUAUGACUGUGUAGAUAUUAAAAUGUUAUAGUUUGGGGUGUUUUAGAGCAAGCUUGUCAGCUUCAAACAGUUUUUUCUUAUUAUAAGAACUUAGAGAGGUUUCAUUUUAUUACACAAUUACACAAUUUGAUGAAUGUGAUAAUUUUAUUGGACAAUGAACCCAUAAAUUCUUGGAAUGACUGACCAUAUGAAAUUCGACAGUUAUAAACGGCCAUAUAUAUUUCCACAUUACAUACAACCUGGCAUCCAAGCUCCAGAUAUUCAAAGAUUUAGUUGUAUUGAAAUAUCCGCCGUUCAAAUUCCUAUUUUUAUCACUGCAGGCAACAGCUUU
Rhopilema esculentum is the source of this 4018-nucleotide messenger RNA. RefSeq names its product adenosine receptor A2b. Gene Ontology annotation, biological process: G protein-coupled receptor signaling pathway, coupled to cyclic nucleotide second messenger; chemical synaptic transmission. Lineage: Eukaryota; Metazoa; Cnidaria; Scyphozoa; Rhizostomeae; Rhizostomatidae. Gene Ontology annotation, molecular function: G protein-coupled serotonin receptor activity; neurotransmitter receptor activity. Gene Ontology annotation, cellular component: plasma membrane; dendrite. The record is from RefSeq and is a predicted model, not a curated record.